Molecule: messenger RNA, 654 nt
Organism: Cladophialophora yegresii CBS 114405
Lineage: Eukaryota; Fungi; Ascomycota; Eurotiomycetes; Chaetothyriales; Herpotrichiellaceae
Product: 60S ribosomal protein L10a
Exons: 2
Coding region: 1-654 (217 amino acids)
Biological process (GO): translation
Cellular component (GO): large ribosomal subunit
Molecular function (GO): structural constituent of ribosome; RNA binding
Source: RefSeq, a predicted model, not a curated record
AUGUCGAAGGUCUCAGUUGCAGGUGUGCGCACCAACGUACAACAACUCCUCGACUACUCUUUGAACGAGAAGAAGAGGAACUUCCUCGAGACUGUCGAACUGCAGAUCGGCCUGAAGGCGUAUGACCCGCAGCGUGACAAGCGUUUCUCUGGCAGCAUCAAGCUCCCCACGGUGCCGCGCCCGAACAUGGCAAUCUGCGUUCUAGGCGACCAGCACGACAUUGACCGCGCCAAACACGCCGGCGUCGACGCCAUGUCCGCGGACGAUCUCAAGAAACUCAACAAGAACAAGAAGCUGAUCAAGAAGCUCGCGCGCAAGUACGACGCCUUCCUGUCCUCCGAUUCCCUGAUCAAGCAGAUCCCGCGUCUCUUGGGCCCCGGUCUCUCCAAGGCCGGCAAGUUCCCCACGCCCAUCUCCCACAACGAGGAUCUCAACGGCAAGAUCACCGAGGUCAAGAGCACGAUCAAGUUCCAGCUGAAGAAGGUGCUGUGCAUGGGCGUCGCGGUCGGGAACGUCGGCAUGACCGAGGACGAGCUGAUCAGCAACAUCAUGUUGGCCAUCAACUACUUGGUGUCGCUGUUGAAGAAGGGCUGGCAGAACGUGGGCAGCUUGACCAUCAAGGCCAGCAUGAGCCCGCCUAAGAGAUUGUACUAG